GUCUGUGGCUCCCCCUGCUCCUUCAUUUCUCCUUCCUGAGCCACCCUGAGAAGCAACAAGAAACCCAACCCAGGCAGGACCUGAGCCCAGGGUCCCCUCCGAGCCCAGAGCAUCCCCAUCCACCCCACAGGAACCAUUGGUGAAAAGCCAGAGUGGAUGUUGAUUCCCUCUCAGGAACCUCCUUUGCUGCUCCCAAAGGAGGCUGAUCCCCUCCUGACCCCCCUGCCCAGCACCAUGGUGGGGCAGAGCCCCCGGGAAGCUGGAGAGGGGAGGGCUCCUGUCCUCCUGGAGCCUUUUGUCCAUCAGGUUGGUGGCCACAUGAGCAUGAUGAAGUAUGAUGAGCAGACAGUCUGCAAGCCCCUGGUGACACAGGAGCUGAGCUUCUACCAGUCACUGCCCUUGGCCAUGAGGCAGUUCACCCCCCAGUACAAAGGCAUCGUUUCUGUUCACCUCAAGAAGGACAGUCUUGGCAACCUGACCCUGAUGGCCAGCCCCAGCCUGCAGGCAGAGAGCUGUGCCAGGCUGGAGAAAGCCAUCGGGGACACCUCGGUGACAAUCUGGCACAAGUGGGCUGCCAGCACCGAGCACACCCUGGUCACCUGGAGCCACACUCAGCUCACCAAAACCUUCAAAGAGAGCUGCCCAGGGAAGGUGCUAUUGAGGACAGACCUUCAGUACCACCCGGAUUCACUUUUGGAAGAUGCAAAAGGGAAGCAGGGAGAAAGGAACAGCUACAACCCCUGGGGACUGCACUGUCACAGGCAGCACCUCACCCGCAUGUCCUCCAAGCACAACGAGAACAAACUCCAUCAGUUUCUCUUGCUGGAGAAUGUGGUCUCCAAAUACAACUUUCCCUGCAUCCUGGACCUGAAGAUGGGAACCAGGCAGCACGGGGAUGAUGCCUCAGAGGAGAAGAAAGCUCGGCACAUCAAAAAGUGUGAGCAGAGCACCUCAGCAUCGCUGGGAGUUCGGAUCUGUGGGAUGCAGGUUUACCAAGCAGACACAGGUCAUUUUCUCUGCAAAGAUAAAUAUUAUGGCAGGAAACUCUCCCCAGAGGGCUUCAGGCAAACCUUGCACCAGUUCCUCUGCAAUGGGAACCACCUCCGGACCGACCUCCUGGAACCCAUCAUCCUGAGGCUGAAGGCUCUGCUGGCAGUCAUCAGGAAGCAAAGCUCUUACAGGUUCUACUCCAGCUCCCUCCUCAUCAUCUACGAAGGCCAGGAGCAGAAGGAGAACUCGGCAUCCUUGGAUAAUCACCUCCACAUCCCAAAACCAAGCUACCCCUCCAGGGUCGACGUCCGCAUGAUAGACUUUGCCCACACCACCUUCAAAGGCUCCAAGUGUGAGCAGGAUGGGCCAGACCAAGGGUAUAUUUUUGGCCUGGAGAACCUCAUCAGAAUCCUCCAGAACAUCUCGGAAAGCAAGUGAGAAUUCCUGGCAAAAGAGCUGGAAUUUCCCAGGAGCCCCCCCCCCCCAAAAAGAAGAUCCGGGCUGGGGUGGUUGUGUGGUUGCUGGACACCACGUGCUCCGUGGGGAAGGGGAGGACAGGGAGCUUGGUAGGGAAAAAAAAUGCAGGAAAACCCAGUGACUGAACUCAAGAGUAAAAAGCAGAGAGCUGAAAGAAUCCCUCCUGCCUGCCACCAGUCAGGUGAUUUAUUCUCCUUUCUCGUUUUACUCCUGUCCUUGAUUUAUUUGUGAGCCAACCACAAGCAGUACUUGAAAGAGUCUUAAUGAUAAAACAGGACCUGCUCAUCCCUCUGCUCCCAAAUCCAUGGGAGAUCCCAGGGGUUUUGGGGAAGACUGUAAAAAUGGGAAGAGAUUGCAGCAUUAUUUUCAGCUCCAUGAGCAAAACCCAAAGACAUUAAAAGCAGGAGAGAAAAAAAACCCACCCACCCUGACGCUCAUCCUCCCCAUCCCUGCACCCUGGGGUGCUCUGUGUACAGAAAAAUAAAUUAAAAAAAAAAGGACAUUUGAGAUGCUGCAAAAGUUCUGGGAUGCUUCAGGGGUAAGAGCAGAAGAACCUCAGACCAAGAACUGGACCUUGAGAAGGUUUCAUGGCCCUGCAGGUUUGUAACAGGGCUUCAAAAACUCCCUAAGCCAAGGGCUCCACAGGGGCUGAAGCAGAGGAAUGGGAUGUGAGGACUUUGUCAGAUAGCAGGCACCAAAAAAAAAAACCCCAAAAAAUCCCAAAAACAUUCACACCAAGGCGCUUUUUUUUUUUUUUUUUUUUGCUUGGAGAAGAAAAAAAAAAGGUAAAAAAAAAUAAAAAUAAAAGGUGUGAGAUUGAGUCAGGGAGUAGAUAUUAAAGGUCACCUAGAAAUUCUUUUAUAGAAAUCUUGUGUGUGUGCUUGGAAGAGACAAUCACAAAAGGCUCAAAAUGAUGUUUACAGCUUUUGUGGACAGAUUUUAUUAUUACAGAACCAACACAAACCUUUCCUGCAUGGUGUGGGAAACCUGACAGAGAAAUCCUUACAGAAGGAAGAGAAACCUGUUACAGGAGAGUGGGGAUAGAAAUAAAAUUAUUUAAGUAUCUCUCA
Calypte anna (Anna's hummingbird) is the source of this 2537-nucleotide messenger RNA. It is a transcript of the gene IP6K3, whose product is annotated as inositol hexakisphosphate kinase 3. Bases 157 to 1428 code for a protein of 423 amino acids. The record is from RefSeq and is a predicted model, not a curated record. Gene Ontology annotation, molecular function: inositol hexakisphosphate kinase activity. The transcript has 6 exons. Gene Ontology annotation, cellular component: cytoplasm; nucleus. Gene Ontology annotation, biological process: phosphatidylinositol phosphate biosynthetic process; inositol phosphate biosynthetic process. NCBI's taxonomy places the organism in Eukaryota, Metazoa, Chordata, Aves, Apodiformes, Trochilidae.